CCUUCGCUCGACGUACCAAAGCAUCUACAUGUUCGGCGUCACGAUCGGGGCGCCGUUCAACGGGGUUCUGGCCGACAGGUACGGGCGCAAGAUGACCAUGGCCGUGGGUUUUGUCGCCUACUCCGCCCUGGCCAUCGGCUCCUGCUGGAUCCCCAACCUCUCGGCUCUCCUGCUCUCGCGCUUUCUCAUGGGCGCCGUCGACCCCACGAUACUGAAGACGGGAUAUAUACUAGGCAUGGAGGUCGCGGAUCCCAAGUGGCGCACGCAUAUCGGCAUUGCAUUGUUUCUGCCAUGGGCGCUUAGUCUCAUGGCGUGGGGCGGGUUCGCUUACCUCGUCCGGGAAUGGCGGAUGCUUCAGCUGACCGUGUCUUUGCUGUGUCUGGCCUUCUUGCCUACUCUGUGGUUCAUGGACGAGUCGCCUCGGUGGCUGGCCGUGAGGGGGCAGCACCGGCGCGCCCUCCGAGUGCUGCAGAGGGCCGCCAGGUGGAACGGGGUCGCCCUCCCCCCGAGGACGAGCUUCUGCUCCUGCUCAAGGACGGAGUCAAGGACGAGGCAAUGGUACGCCCGCACCAAGACGCCCGCGCCACACCGCGAGAGCUGGUUCAGAAGGCGUUUGGAUGAAGCAUUUAUUCUUUUCAGAACCCCCCGCCUUCGCACCAUCACCCUCAGCCUGUACACCAACUACCUACUGGUGGGUGCUGUGUACUUCGGCCUCUCGCUCAGCGGCGGCGACCUGAGCUCCGACCCGUUCCUGUACAUGGUGCUGACGGGGGUCGUGGAGCUGCCGGCCUACACGCUGGUCAUCCCCCUGGUGGCUCGCUACGGCAGGAGGGCUCCCGUUGUCGCCUUCUUCUUCAUGGGCGCCGUGGCUCUUCUCGCACUGCCCUUCGUGCCCACGGGUAGUGGGGAAUCGAUGACCUUAGCCCUUAUGGGAAGAUGA
Messenger RNA from Penaeus vannamei (Pacific white shrimp), 940 nucleotides. The record is from RefSeq and is a predicted model, not a curated record. Lineage: Eukaryota; Metazoa; Arthropoda; Malacostraca; Decapoda; Penaeidae.